Rhagoletis zephyria (snowberry fruit fly) is the source of this 1539-nucleotide messenger RNA. Its product is annotated as inactive peptidyl-prolyl cis-trans isomerase shutdown-like. Gene Ontology annotation, biological process: piRNA processing; spermatogenesis. Gene Ontology annotation, cellular component: cytoplasm. Gene Ontology annotation, molecular function: peptidyl-prolyl cis-trans isomerase activity; Hsp90 protein binding. NCBI's taxonomy places the organism in Eukaryota, Metazoa, Arthropoda, Insecta, Diptera, Tephritidae. The record is from RefSeq and is a predicted model, not a curated record.
AGCCAAUUAGCCCUUCUUCUUCUUCUGCAGCUGCAGUUCAGUUCACAUUUGUUAAUGCCGCUAAAUUUUUCCUUGAUGUAUUUGAUAAGAAUUGCUGAGCUCGCAAAAAAUAUAAAAUAAUCAACGAAAUGAAUAAAUUAGAGGACGAUACUAUCCCCAGCAGUUGCAACUUCCUGAAAGAUCCACUAUCUAUUGGGGAUCUCAUAGGACCUGGUACAACUUUUGAGAUAAACACGAAUUUCGAUGAAGGUUUCAGCAAUGAUAUAUUUGAUGAAUUAAAUUUGGGUUCCGACGAGGAAGACGAUGACAAGACAGCCACAGAUCGCUCAGCCUUGGUAUCACCAUGGACAAAACCUUUCGACGAGUUACGACUGCAGAUGGUAAAGAUAAAUGAACACAUUUAUAAAAAAAUCACGCAGCCCGGGUUGACUGAAUACGGUGAAGUUCCGUUAAAUGCGCGCGUAUGUAUACGCUACAAUGCUUAUUGGGAGGGAGAGGGUGCACCUUUUGAUUCGUCCUUUCUACGUGGCUCGUCGUAUCACUUCUAUACCGGACGAAAUGAAGUGAUUGAAGGCUUGGAGGCGGCGGUACGAACAAUGUAUCGUGGGGAACAAGCACAAUUCGUGAUUUCAUAUCAGUUAUUGUUUCGCGAAAUAGGAUGUCCACCACGCGUUAAACCACGUGCUGAUGGGCUUUUUAUAAUCGAAUUGGUUUCAUUCAAUCCUGUGGGAGAUUUGGAUGCCGACCAAAAGUUGACGGAUGAAGAACGUGGCAAAUAUGCAACAGUAAUCGAUAAAAUACGAGAUGUGCAUCUUAAAGGAUUAGAUUUCUUUGGACAAGGAUUACAUAAGAAUGCUUGUCGAGCUUUUGAAAAGGCUGUAAGCAUGUUGAACAGUUGCCACUUGGCCAAUGAACAAGAACAGCGCGAGCAAACAGUAUUUCUGCUAAAACUAUAUACGAAUUUAGCAGUAUGCUAUAAUAAGGUCAACUUGCCCGCAAAGGCUUGCAUUAUGUGCAAAGAAAUACGCCAGCUGACAGACAAUAAACCCUCUUGUAAAGCGUUGUUUCAGGAGGGACGCGCGCUGCUGCUGUUGGGUGAGUAUGAACGCGCACGCCACAUACUUAUACGCUCACAGCGCAUGGAGCCACAAAAUGAUGAUAUAAGUAAAGAGCUGAAGCUGCUGGAACAACGUUAUUCACGUUACAAAGAAAAUGAACGUAGCAUUUGGACGAAAGCCAUGGGCAUAAUAAAGAAAAAUGAAAGCAAUCAAACGAAUAGCAAUAACGAAAAGACGCGUAGCAUUUUUGAAAAAGAAAUGGAGGAACUCAUGAAGGACUUUAAGGAGAGUAUGGAAUUGAAUAAUUUCAAUUUGCCACCCGGCUUAACUAAAGAUGAAAUCAAAACAGUUGAUGAUUUGGCGCAGAGCAUGGAGUUGAAGUUAACACUCUCACCACUUGACAAUACCACCUAUACAUUAAGUAAAGGGACCAAAAAAUAAUUUUCAUUGCAAAAAAAAAAUCAAAUAAAGUAAAUAUAAG